GGAGAUUAUCAGGAAUCGCAAAGCAUCUAGCUUAAUGGCUAAAGAGGGAAACUUUCUUCUUAUCUUAAUCUCAUGCUUAUUCUUGGGUACACCAAGUUGUUCUAGUGAAGAAAUUCUGUUUAAGCUGAUGCGAGGCCAGCAGCUCAGGAAUUGGGAGCAUCUACUAUCCGCAAAGGGUAUUUUCAAGUUGGGCUUCUUUAGUCCCACCUCUUCAACUAACCAGUACUUGGGGAUAUGGUACAGUAAACUACCACAUGAUCCCGAAGCUGUUUGGGUGGCAAAUCCUGAGAAUCCAAUCCUCGAUAAAUCUGGAGUUCUCAGCUUGGAUGGUGAUGGAAAAUUGAAGAUCACGCAUAGUCAAGGACAGGUAAUUCUUUUCGAUUUCAGUCAGGGAAGUUCACAUAACCUGACUGCCACUUUACUAGAUACUGGAAAUUUUGUAUUGGAACGAGUAAACUCUGAUGGAACAGGUGGCCAAAUAUUGUGGCAGAGUUUUGAUUAUCCAACUAACAAUCUAUUGCCAGGAAUGAAACUAGGAAUGAAUCUUAAGAAUGGAUAUAAUUGGACACUUAGUUCGUGGUUAAGCAAUCAAGUCCCGAUAACAGGGGCUUUUAAGCUUGGCAUGGAUCCUAGUGGUGCUGGCCAGUUGGUUGUCUGGCGGCGGGAGGAUGUCUACUGGACUAGUGGGGUGUGGAAAGGUGGAGAUUUUCAGAUGGCCCCCGAGCUCACAAGAACAGUUGAUCUUUAUCAGUUCAGGUUUAUUUCAAAUUCGGAAGAGCAGUAUUUCUCUUUCUCUGCUAUAAACAGUUCUACUCUUUCAAGAUGGGAAUUGAAUGCUUGGGGGCAAAUCUUGCAGUUCACAUUAGCUGCAGAUCGUACUACCUGGCAGCAGACUACCAUUGGUUCAUGCAAAAUUGAUGUAACCUAUCCUAAUGCUGUGUGUCUAGAGCAAAAGCUCUCCAACUGCAGGAAUGGCUCGGAGCUGUUUGUGCCCACAAGAGGCUACUAUAACAGUUCUGAAUUGUCAUACUCCAAUAACAACAUAAAUUUAGCUCUCAGUGAUUGUCACGACAGCUGCUGGAAUGAUUGUUCUUGCAUUGCCUAUGGAAGUCUCUAUCCUGAUGGAACAGGAUGUCAGUUUUGGAGAAAACAACCAAGUUUCGUCCAAAAUGAGAAAUUCGGAGUUGUUUACAGCCUCAAACUUGGAAGUAGUAAAGAGCAAACAAAUGCAAAAGGAGGCAUGGGCAAGAGUUUUAAAGAGCGAUGGUGGUUAUGGUGCAUCUUAGCCAUUGCACUGGGACUUGUGGUGCUACUUUUGGGCUAUUUCUGCUACAGGAGGAGGAGAAAACUGAAAUCCUUGAUAGGCACUGAAAAAACAGACACAGGCCAACACAAGGAAUUUCUGGGGAUAAAAUCUGAAUUUUCCCCAAUUUACAAUCUCAAAAGAAGUGAAAAUAAAAGUCAAGCGUUUAAGUUGUUCAGUUUCUCUCAAAUAGUUGAUGCUACAGAUAACUUCUCAUUUGCCAACAAGCUUGGAGAAGGAGGUUUUGGACCCGUUUACAAGGGUACAUUACUGGAUGGACAACCAAUUGCAGUAAAAAGGUUAGCAAGAAAUUCUGGACAGGGGCUCGAAGAAUUCAUGAAUGAGAUUACAUUAAUAGCUGAACUUCAGCAUAUGAACCUUGUUAAACUUCUGGGUUGUUGCAUACAAGAAGAGGAGAAAAUGCUAGUUUAUGAAUACUUGUCUAACAAGAGUUUGGAUACUUUUCUCUUUGAUCCCACAAAAGGGAAAUUGUUGGAUUGGAAAAAACGCAUUGCCAUCGUUGAAGGAGUAGCUCAAGGGCUUCUUUACCUUCACAAAUAUUCAAGAUUGAGAGUGAUACACAGAGACUUGAAAGCUAGUAACAUUUUACUUGACAAUGAUAUGAACCCUAAAAUAUCAGAUUUUGGAAUGGCAAGAAUUUUUGGACACAAUGAAUCCAGAGCCAAUACAAAUAGGGUAGUUGGCACAUAUGGUUAUAUGUCCCCAGAGUAUGCCAUGAAUGGCAUUUUCUCUGUGAAGUCUGAUGUCUUCAGUUUCGGAGUACUGCUGCUAGAGAUUGUUAGUGGCAAGAAGAACACAGUGUUUCAUUCAUCAUCUACCUCUGCCGGCCUUAUUCAUCACGCAUGGGAUUUGUGGAAACGUGGUGAUGUUCUCGAGCUCAAGGAUGGAUCGCUGGAAUCAUGCCCCAAAAACGAGCUGUUGAGUUGUAUUCAGGUUGCUUUGCUGUGCGUACAGGCAAGUGCAGCUGAUAGACCUACCAUGUCGGAUGUUAUUUCCUCGCUUAAAAAUGAUGUUAUAUUUCUACAAGAGCCAAAAGAACCUGCAUAUGCUACUGAAAGUGAAGCGAACUCACCAUUUCCUGACGGCAAAUCAGGCAGUCAUUCGGUGAAUAACGUCUCUAUAUCCAUAAUGCAAGCCAGAUAGAGAUGUAAUUCCAAUUCUUUUCUUUUCUGAGGUGGGUGUCGUCAAGAAUUAGGUGUUUUUUCCUUCCAAAUUUCUAGAUAUCAUAUGCUUAGAAAUUUACCUUGCACAUGUCUUGACAUAAAUAUAAUCAAAUCAUUUUGUAUUUCUCAAAUGUGAUAGUUUGUUCGGGAAAGCUGAAACUCCGUCAUCCAAGGUGCUUUUGAUAGAUGAUGAACCUGAACCCUUAGCAUUUCAAUCAAAUACCGAAUACAAAAACGGAUUUUUAUUUAUGUAA
This is a messenger RNA of Theobroma cacao (cacao), 2741 nucleotides long. Its product is annotated as G-type lectin S-receptor-like serine/threonine-protein kinase CES101. Gene Ontology annotation, cellular component: plasma membrane. Lineage: Eukaryota; Viridiplantae; Streptophyta; Magnoliopsida; Malvales; Malvaceae. The record is from RefSeq and is a predicted model, not a curated record. Gene Ontology annotation, biological process: recognition of pollen; protein phosphorylation. Gene Ontology annotation, molecular function: protein serine/threonine kinase activity; ATP binding.